Molecule: messenger RNA, 1618 nt
Organism: Mus pahari (shrew mouse)
Lineage: Eukaryota; Metazoa; Chordata; Mammalia; Rodentia; Muridae
Gene: Fbxo2
Product: F-box protein 2
Exons: 6
Coding region: 402-1298 (298 amino acids)
Biological process (GO): SCF-dependent proteasomal ubiquitin-dependent protein catabolic process; glycoprotein catabolic process
Cellular component (GO): cytoplasm; SCF ubiquitin ligase complex
Molecular function (GO): ubiquitin protein ligase activity; protein binding
Source: RefSeq, a predicted model, not a curated record
CCGUGCACUCCCGGGACUCGCCCCCACCACAGCGUAGGAAAAUUACCUGGGGGGUUGGGGGGGAGGAAGGCUCCGAUACCCCCAACUCCACUGGGCUCGGCGCCCGCACCCUCUGCUCCCUAGUAGUCCGACUCCAGAUAUCCUCCUGCAGUCAUCCUCCAGACACACUUGGAGACCACCCAUUCUGUAGCUGUCCCUGCCCCUCUCCAGUCCCUGGCUCCUCCCGGAAGCCGCACCUUGGGCUACGGGGGGUGCAGGACUCCCGGCCCUUGCCGGGGGGCCAGAGGCGGGGCGCACGGGGCCUUUAAGAGGCGCGGCGGCGCGGGCCCGGCUGACGCGGGCAGCUCCAGGACUCGCCACCCGCAGCGCUCAGGCUCUUCUCUCUCGACAGCACCGCAGCGAUGGAUGGAGAUGGUGAUCCAGAGAGUGUGAGCCACCCCGAAGAAGUGAGCCCAGAGGAGCAGCCAGAGGAGGCGGGCGCCGAGGCGAGUGCGGAGGAGGAGCAGUCCCGGGAGGCGGAGGAGGAAGAAGAGGCGGAGGCCGUGGAGUACCUGGCCGAGCUGCCCGAGCCGCUGCUGCUGCGCGUGCUGGCCGAGCUGCCAGCUACGGAGCUGGUGCAGGCCUGCCGCCUGGUGUGUCUGCGCUGGAAGGAGCUGGUGGACGGCGCCCCACUGUGGCUGCUCAAGUGCCAGCAGGAGGGGCUGGUGCCUGAGGGCAGCGGUGAUGAGGAGGAGCGGGACCACUGGCAACAGUUCUACUUUCUGAGCAAGAGGAGGCGCAACCUGCUGCGUAACCCGUGUGGGGAAGAGGACUUGGAGGGCUGGAGCGACGUGGAGCACGGUGGGGACGGCUGGAGGGUGGAGGAACUGCCCGGAGACAAUGGGGUGGAAUUUACCCAAGAUGACAGCGUUAAGAGAUACUUCGCCUCCUCCUUCGAGUGGUGUCGCAAAGCGCAGGUCAUUGAUCUGCAGGCAGAGGGCUACUGGGAGGAGCUACUGGACACCACCCAGCCGGCCAUCGUGGUGAAGGACUGGUAUUCGGGUCGCACGGAUGCUGGCAGCCUGUAUGAGCUCACUGUGAGGCUGCUGUCGGAGCACGAAGAUGUGCUGGCGGAGUUCACUACAGGACAAGUGGCUGUGCCAGAGGACGGCAGCUGGAUGGAGAUCUCCCACACCUUCACCGACUACGGGCCAGGCGUCCGCUUUGUCCGCUUCGAGCACGGAGGGCAGGACUCCGUCUACUGGAAGGGCUGGUUCGGGGCCCGGGUGACCAACAGUAGCGUGUGGGUGGAACCCUGAGCGACCUCCCCUAACCCCACCAUCCGCCCUCUAAGGCAGACUCUUGGAGUAGAAAGGCCUUAAUUUAGUUGAUAGCAUCCUCACCUGCCUCGCCCACACCUUGCACCUGUCUCUCUCCCGCCCCCUCCUUCAGUCUGGUCCCAAGGGGAAAGAAGGACUUGUUGCUUUACUGUGGGAUGGCUUUCAUUUGCAUCUCCACGGGCAGUCGCUUCUAGAAUGUACGAUCCGAGGGGGUAUGGGGCUGCUGCUGGAUCCCGCGCUCAUAGCAUUGUGCCUGCCUCAGAGUGGGCACUCAAUAAAUAUUUGUCCAAAGAACGCAA